AUGGCUACUUCAAGGAAGUUUGGAAAGCAAUUUUCUCUAAAUGAGAUUAUUGAGGAAUUGGCGCAAAAUGGUGAUGAUGACAUCCCAGAAUCUAUUACAAUAAUGCCACCGGAAAAUUGUAAUGCUGAGGUAAUGGAUGAAGACUCUGGAGAUGAAGAAUUGGUGUCACUUCAAAACUUGCUGGGAUCUCAACUAAGGGCUACUGCUGAGGUCCAGUAUGGCAACAGCUGUGAUGAUUGGUAG
Parnassius apollo (apollo) is the source of this 243-nucleotide messenger RNA. NCBI's taxonomy places the organism in Eukaryota, Metazoa, Arthropoda, Insecta, Lepidoptera, Papilionidae. The record is from the annotation of a GenBank genome assembly.